This is a messenger RNA of Aspergillus affinis, 6249 nucleotides long. Its product is annotated as C50 family peptidase. Gene Ontology annotation, cellular component: mitotic spindle pole body; mitotic spindle; cytoplasm. Gene Ontology annotation, biological process: meiotic chromosome separation; proteolysis. The record is from RefSeq and is a predicted model, not a curated record. The transcript has 2 exons. The coding region runs from base 1 to 6249 and encodes 2082 amino acids. Lineage: Eukaryota; Fungi; Ascomycota; Eurotiomycetes; Eurotiales; Aspergillaceae. Gene Ontology annotation, molecular function: protein binding; cysteine-type endopeptidase activity.
AUGACGGUCACGAAUCUUUUGCCCGAUCCCUCCGUGGAAUCGGUGAAACUGGCCGUCCGAUCGACUGCGGCAUGCUCGAAUGCCACAGUGUUGACCCUCCAAACCCUUUUCGGGCCUGCGUCGAAAUCCCCCCUCGAUACCAAAUCCGACAUGUCGAGUCGACGCGCCAGACCUACCAAGACUAUCACGACGAGUACGACACGCACGAAGGCGUCGACGGGGACAACACGAACAAAAGUCACCGGGCGGGAUGCCGUCUUGAGCACGCUGGCUGAGAAGGAUGUGUCGCGGCUGUCAUACCAGGAGAAGUUAGUUUUAGCAACGGAAGUCUUCAACACAACGUUAAAGACGCUGUCGGAUGCCGUGAAAUCGCAGUCUUCCAAACGCGACGAAGCCCGGUCUCGCGGGUCGACAUCGCCUGAAACACCGAAGAAGUCGACGGAUGUGGGACUACUGGCGCUAUCUGAGUGCGCAACGAUGGCGUUGUCAUCACUAAGGACGUUGAAGCUGGAACAAGGCAGUCAGGAUAACACGACGCCGAAUGUUCAACUCGAGCAGGGGGCGUGCGUCUUGGCGGGGAGGUAUCUCUCGCUAGGGCUCAAUGACAUGGCAUACAAGGAGUUGAGGGGGCUGAAGCGGAGGAUUCAACAAUUUCUGGACAGCAAGGCCACGGCACGAAAGAAGACGACAAAGAGCGAAGAAGGAUCGGAGGAUGCCACGACCGAACGCAUGUCAGACCUAAUCACGUUCUCCAACCUCACGCAGGCACAGGAUCUGCUCGGCUUGCUGGUCUCAUUUCAAUCCAAUGCUCUACGACUCAUUGCGGCUGAGAAGAAGGCGUCAACGAUACAAAAGGUUGCCUCGUUGCUGCAACUCUCUAGUCAAAGCAGCCCUGCGAACGUCAUAGUCGCCGCAAUGGACAGCGGUGCUCUCGCCAAAGACAAAGCGGCGGUGCAACUUCAACUGUUGUCGAAUACCGUACUAUCGUUAUCCUCGUCUUCCUCGAAAUCCACCGAUGGCGCCACCACGAAAGACCGUCUGAAACCGAUCACCGCAUUGAAUCUUCAAUUGCUGGCAUUGGAAAUUCGCUGCAUGAGCUGGAAGAUUUCUGGACAUAAGUGUGAUGAUGGCAGAGAGGUCUGGGAUCCUCUGGCUCGUUACCUUGCCAGUUUCACGUACAACAACAAUGGAAUCGAGAAGACCGAGUUCGCGAUCACGUACAAGACCAUCGUUCGACUCCAGUCAGCGGUCGCAAAGACCCCAAAGAGCACGGCGACCAACAUGAAGGACAACCUCUCCGUGGCGAAAAUUGCAACGGUACUAGGCCAGCUCGCCCAGGAAGCGGGCUGCUUUGACGAAGCCUUGCAGUUGUUCACGGAAUCUUUGACCCCGUUUUCGAGCAUGCAAUCUCUCUCACUCGCUACCGUGCGUUGCAAGAUUGGAGUUCUGUAUUUCGAAGGUCUUAGGAAAUCGAAGAAGUUCUCGCCAGCCCACAUAUCCAACGCCGUGUCCGAAGCUACUGCCACUCUGAGUAUGCCCUUGAAGGGCAGCCCCAGCGAUCUCGAUGAGCUGCUCGUGGAAGCAGCCCGGCUGAAGAAAUACGCCAUGGCCUGGUUUGGUGAUCUGAUUUCGAAACAACAGAGCAGGAAGGCGGAAGAUAGCGACAUUGCGGCUAGGGUUUAUGAAUUUUUGGCUGGGUUUCUGAGAUUCUUGCGCCGCUACAUUGGCCGCCAGCCAUCGGAGGAUGAAGACUCUAAGGGGUAUGAGACAUUCUCCAAGCGAGUUUCUACUUGUCAGAGCAUUGCCCUCGCCGCAGUGGAUUCUGCGAUUGCCGUUGGAAAAUUAUCUGUCAUGUCCCAGCGACCUGCUUGGGAGGAUAUCCUCUCCAGCCUUGCGGAUUGCCAACGACUUCUGACUAUAAUCGACUCGACCGAUAUGACCGACUCCUCCUUGAUUGAGCAGAUUGGAAUGGGUUUUGUCAAGAUGUCCAACCUUUUCUGGUCGCGAUACCUUAAAGAGAAGGAAGCCGGGAAAGGUUAUCGCGAGCUUGUGCCGCUCUUGAAACAGUCCGCCAAUUUGCUAUCCCCCUGUCUACCGGCUCAGCGCGUCACCGGAUUUGCCGCCCUCAAAUACGAACGACUCGCCCAUGUGUAUAUGGAAGGGAAUAUGAGUGCCGAAUCAGAACAUGCAUUCUGCCAGUCAAUCAGAGAGCAUAUCGAAAAUGGGACUUUGGAGCAAAUCGUUUCUGACGCUUCGAGCGGAUUUCCGCAUCGGACUUCUCAGGAUCCAAAGAGCAAUGCCUUCAUGGUAGGGCGCGUUCUUUCUGCAUUCCUGAAGGUGAAGCUACGGGCCAAGAAAUCAAAGGUGUCGGUCUUCGACGACGAGAGUUUGACGCCAUUAGUACGAGGCCAUCUUCUGGAGUGGCAGAUGGGCAUCUUGACGGAGCUACAUGUCUAUGCUACAAAUGAUGAAGUUUUCAGAGGAAUUUUCAACCUCCUCCUUACGAAGCUUCUCGGCAUAUACUCUUUAGAACUCAACCCCAUCCGCCGCCUACGCGUGGUACUUUGUGGACUUCGCUUCUCGUUGGAGCGCCCGAGCGCUCUAGAACCGUCACUCCUGCAGCAAUUGAUUGAUGAAGCCACCGAGGGCAUCGAAAACGAGGAAGCUGGACACGACACAGACUUGUUCACAUUCUCAACCCAUCUGAAGAACUCAGUCCGACUUACACUGGGUCUUCACCAAGGCGAUUUGCGACCGGAUCAGUUGGACCACGUCAUCUCCUCAUGGACCGCCAUGAUGAAAAACUGUCACGAUUGGGAAUCGCUUGUCUCAUAUGUUGGGGACGUGGAUUACUGCCUGGUUCAAAUGAAGGCCGUGGUGGACUAUACCGAGAUCCAUGGACUGUGGAAACUUCAGCUCUCCGCUCUCGAACUGAUCCUCCGUGUUAACGAACUCGAAGAAUCCGGAGACUUUUCUGAAGCCAUUCUCAUCCUGUCGCGUCUUGUUCUGCAAUAUUGCCGACUCGGAUUCUGCACGAAAGCAAACACUCUCCUGACUCGUGCGGAUCAGUGUCUGGCUCAGAAUGAUGUCUCUUGCUUGGCAACUUUGUCUCAUCGCCUGGCCCGCGUAGGGUACCUGCUGGAAACGGGCGACAUCGAGAAGGCAGCUGCCACGUUAUCGGCGGCACGGGUCCUGUACGAGAAGAACCAGAGGAAGCAGGACCUGAACAGCUGCUCCGUUCUCACAAAGAUCGCCUGGGAACGAUUGGUUGCGGACGCAGCAUUCAUGAGCUCGCGGCUCUCGUUUGCUCAAGGCUCGACUAAUGAUGCCCUAUUCUUUGCUAAGCUCUCCGUGAGACUGAAUUGCCGGAUCUGGGCCAAGGUCGAGAAACUCGCUCAAAGAAAACAGGACAAGAGUCUUCCUAGCACCGAGAAUUCUGAACUUGAAACUGUGGUGGAGGGGAUGGCAAAACUAGAUGUGACCCAAGCAUCGACCAGCACCACGAGCUAUUCCCAGGGUGCUCCCUUCUGGCCUCAUAUCGGCUCUCACCACACUUCGCUAUUGAACCUUUCCUGUCUAUCCGCUCACCAUGGCCUGUUCCAGGACGCCAUCUAUUAUGGAGAACAGGCCUUGAAGGUCAACAAGACACUCAACGCGAACGUCCGAUUGAUUGCUUCCCAGGCCCAGCUUGGAUCUCAUUGGGUCUAUGGAGGUCAUAUUUCUGAGGGCCGAGAGCUAUUGCAAGCUGCCGAGUCGCUGUCUAAGGAGUUAGAGAGCAGCAUUGAGUUGAUCUCACUGCACAUGGGCCUUGCCGCGCUUCACAGAGCAGAAGGAAAUCACAAACACGAAUUGCGUGCUCUUUUCGAUGCCGAUAAGAUCAUGGCUAGCUUUUUGGCGUCCGAGAGUUCAGAUUCUUCUUCGACGUCUUCCAAUGUCACGGACUUGGAGCAGAAGAUGGACAAACUUCAAGUCCGACCUAGCAGCCGAAGGACGACCAGGCAGACGACAACAACAACGACGACUACAUCGACAACGCGGAGGACCCGUACCGCGACGACAUCUUCCCGAAGUGUACCAAAGGUCACAGUCCCGAGUCCUGAACCACCUGCAACUGAGUCAACCACCUUGUCCCACUUUAAGAGCGACAUCUUUCGACAACAAGCCUCCUGUUCGCGUACGCUGCGUGAAUUCGAGAAAGCCUCGGCUUUGCUAGAUGGUGCUCGAAAAUUCGCAGUCUCCCGAGACAGCCAAAUCUCUCUUCACAUUGGCGAAAGUGAGCACUUCCUUGCGGACGCCAUACGCCAUUUCGCCUCACAUGCAGUAUACUGUGUUCUUCCGGAGUCCACAAUUUCUUUGCCGUCGUUACAGUCGCCCACCAAGCCCACCAAGGAAACGGCCUCCUCUAGCAAAACAGCUACGACGAAGAGACCUAGAGCACCCACCAGGGGCGCGCGCUCCCGAACUCAGAAAGCUACCGAAGAUUUUAGCGUUAUGUUGUCUAAGGCGGGUGACUGUUUGAAUAAUGUGUUUUCUACGGCCACUGCUUUGGGAUCCACGCUUGAUAGUCACGCUGCGUCUCGUCUGAUGAGUCGGAUCUCGAUGCUAUCUCAUGUUACUUCCCAUGAAGCUCCGGCGUUGUCUCUGUCUCCUGCUAAUGUUAACGAAAUUGGUCGCAUUGGUGCAUUCGCUAAAGAGCACGUUGCUAUCAGCAUCGACAAACAAUUGGCGGACCUCAGCGACCCGCUUCUCUGGCCCUCGUCCUCGAAGGAAACAUUCCAGCUUGACGAUCCGUGUUCCAACUUCACCAAGGAAUACGUUGACAUUCUUCCAACGAGCUGGAACGUUCUUUCACUGUCGUUGAGUGCAGAUUGCAGUGAAUUCAUUGUUUCGAGGCUCCACCGAGACCGCUCGCCUUUCCUUCUUCGUCUCCCUCUCAAACGAGGCAACUCGGAGGACGAGGAAGAGCAAUUCACCUUUGAGGAUGGCAGGGAAGAAAUGCAGGAGCUCAUCAAACUUGCAAACGAGAGUGCCCAUGCCGCUAAGGCUCAGACGGACCGACAGUCGAAGAAGGACUGGUGGAAAAACCGCGAGGCCCUCGAUGCUCGAAUGGAGAAUUUGCUACAGAAUAUUGAAAAUGUCUGGUUUGGAGGAUUCCGGGGAAUAUUCUCACCUGUGCCGCAUGAUACUGCCCCAUUGGCGCGAUUCGCGACUUCUUUCCACAACAUUCUGGAUAAGCACCUUCCUUCCCGCCAGAAGGGUGGCCGAGCAGAGGGCCCACGACUGACAUUGCAUCCCAAUGUUCUCGAAUUGUUCAUUGGAAUCAAGGAUCUUGGCGAGCAAGAGGAUCCUGAGGAUACUUUGAUGGAUCUUCUCUAUUUCGUGGUGGACAUCCUUCAGUUCCAAGGCGAGCGCAACGCAUACGACGAGAUCGACUUUGAUAUGAUGGUGGUUGAAACCUUGGAUGCACUUCGAGGAUAUCACGAAAUCGUCCAAGAUAGACACGCCCAUCAGGCCCCGAACCACACCGUCCUAGUUUUGGACAAAUCCCUCCAUCUCUUCCCCUGGGAGUCCCUCCCCUCCCUGCAGGGCUUGCCCGUCUGCCGCGUCCCAUCCCUCGAAUGCCUCCGCGAUCGAAUCCUCCGCUUCCGCAACGAAGGCGCCACCAACCUUGACCUCGGUCUCGGUAUCCCACGGAACAACGGCUACUACGUUCUCAACCCGACCGGAGACCUCCAAACGACUGAAACCACCUUCGAGAAAGAUCUAUCCGCCCUCGAUAACUGGAGUGGCGUCGUCAAGCGCGACCCGACCGAGGACGAGUUCAAGGACGGACUCGAAUCCAAGAGCGUGUUCCUCUACUUCGGCCACGGCAGCGGCGCACAGUACAUCCGCGGUCGAACCAUCAAACGCCUCGACCGAUGCGCAGUGACCUUCCUCAUGGGCUGCAGCAGUGGUGCGCUGACCGAAGCUGGAGAAUACGAACCAUACGGCACUCCGAUGAACUACCUCCAAGCUGGGAGUCCCGCCUUGGUAGCCACUCUGUGGGACGUGACGGACAAGGACAUUGAUCGAUUCGCGAAAUCUGUUUUCGAGGAAUGGGGUCUUAUUGGUGGAGAAACGAAACGGGAGAAGGGUUCUCGCGAGACGUUGGACGAAGCCGUGUCAGUGUCCAGAAAAUCUUGUGUGUUGAAGUAUUUGAAUGGUGCGGCACCGGUCAUUUAUGGUGUUCCUACGGUGUUUUUGGAAUAG